UUCAAGAAUUAUUUUACUUCACUUGGUUCUUUUUUUGUAUAAUUGCUGAAUUAAAGUAUUCAAUUUAGUUGGUCUAAGGAAUUUUCCAUUUAACACUGGUCUCCUAGGGCUGCUGUAACCAAGUACUGCAAACAAGGUGGCUUAGAACAACUGAACUCUUUUGUCCUACAGUACUGAAGGCUGAAAGUCACAAAUCAAAGUCUGGCCAAGGCCAUGCUGUCUCUGGAACCCAGGUUUUCAGGAAGUCCGAAUUUGACUCAGGAGGUCCCAGUGACUUGCAUCUUGACUCAGAGAUGGAGGAAUCAGAUUCAUCUAAACAGCAGCUGCACAGACAGGAGGGACUAAGCAACACCAAGACACAAUUGGUUGAACAGAGUCUCAUUUCAUCUGAGAAAUGGCUUCAACUGCAUGGACUUAAGAGCAACAAAUUGACCUUGAACCAGAUUCUGUCGCAGAUUGGAUUUCCACACUGUGAAGAUUAUGUGACUUCUCUGAGGAGACCCGUGGCUUCUAGGUAUGCCGUUGGCCUGUUUCCGCAGUUCUACCUAGCAGAAGAUGGCAGAGUGUACAAUCUGACGGCUAAAUCGGAACUGAUCGAUCGGUUCACGGGGUCCUUAGAACAAGCCCUGGAGAGCUGCAGGCGGCGGAUGGACUGGCUCACCAGUGGGAGCCGGCAGAUUUUCGGGGUCAUCCUGGAACAGUGCAUCACCUUAGUGCUGGAUUUCGGCGACAUUCUGGAGGGCGAGCUUCCUCUGUGCCGAGAGGCUCUGACCAUGGUCCUGCGGGAGCAGGUGGCUCAGGUCGCCAGGUUCAAUUUCAUAUGGGUUACUCAAGAGCCUGUGAAAUGGCAAGAACACGCUAUUCCGGUGACCCAACAGUGCAUAGCCGCUGCAACAGGCUGGGUCGAGGAGCUGAGUUUUGAGCUGACCACGAUGAGCGCCAUCUGCCGCCUAGACGCUCUGCUGGAAGCUGGGAAAGACGAAACUAUUGAGUCCAUUUACUACUUCGUGGUGGGGGACAUUCCGGCGGAGUCCAAGGAGCUUCUCCUCCAGAGGGCUUUGGACAUCCCACAUCCUGUCCACACAGUGUCCUUCAACGCCAGAGGAGAAGGCAUGGUAGCUUUCCUGAAGGAUCUGAGCGCCAAGACCCAUGGCAGAUUCCACGCGUUUGCCGAGAGGACAGAGUGUAUGGAAUUGCCAGCUUUCCUCACAGAGGCUGGUGACAAUGUGAUCACUUGGAAUUCAAGAAAACUGAGAGGAAAACUCCCCCCAGGGGCUGGAGUCAGAGAAGACGUGUUUCUCAUUUGGAAGGAGAUGGAGGAGGCCUUCAGAACCCUGGCCCAGGUCCAGAGGCUGCUGGUCGAUCUCCCCAAGUCCAGCACGGCCCAGAUAGACUGCGAGUCAGGUGUGGAGAGUGAGUCGAAUCCAGAAGACACCUGGGACUCCAAGAAGUGGCUACAGAAAUAUGGUCUGAAAGCCCAGAAGCUGUCAUUUUACGAUGUCCUUGCUGACUGCUCCUUCCGCCAUGCUGAUGGAGUCAUUGAGAUAAAAGCCAAACCGGAGAACGAGUCCCUGCAGACCAGUGCGGAGAGCAAGAAGAAGACAGUCCAUGCAAAAUACUGCAACAAUUUCAUCCACGCUGCCUGGAAGGAUGGGAGCUUGGUCCACGUCAACAUCACCAAGGAGAAGUUCAGGUGGUACAGUGACAGAGUCCACACAGUGCUGGCCAGGAUCCGGAGGAGGAUUAAAUGGCUAGAGGACAGGAGCCAAAUCCUCUUUGGAAAGGUGCGUGAGGAUUGUGUCUACGUCCUCAUCGAUACGUCUCACUCCAUGAAGAGCAAACUGGACUUGGUGAAGGACAAGAUCAUUCAGCUUAUACAGGAACAGCUGAAAUACAAAAGUAAAUUCAAUUUUGUGACUUUUGAUGGUCAGGCAGUUGCUUGGCGGGAAAAACUUGCUGAAAUCAAUGAAGAUAAUUUGAAAGCAGCUCAGUCCUGGAUUAGAGACAUUCAGGUUGGAAGCUCCACGAACACCCUGGAUGCCCUACGAAUUGCUUUUGCUGAUAAAGAAACACAAGUGAUCUACCUUCUGACGGACGGCAGACCUGAUCAGCCACCUGAGAUGGUGAUAGAACAAGUCAAAGUUUUCCAGAAAAUUCCUAUUUACACCAUUUCCUUCAAUUACAAUGACAAGAUUGCGAAUGAAUUUUUGCAAGAGCUUGCUUCUUUGACGGGAGGAGAUUUCCAUUCUUAUAAAUUUGGUUGCAAGGAUCCCAUUCCUCAGGAGGCUCUUCAGAAUGAAGAUGUGAUUCUUUUGGUUCAGGAGAUGGAGCAGGGCUACAGUGACCUGGAGAAGGUGCAAAGUCUUUAUUCCAAGUCCUUGAUCAUGGACUGGUGGUACAACGGAGAGAAGGAAGAAAGCAAGCAUCAAAAGGAAAUCUCUUCUAUGGUUGCAACCCCAGAAAAAUGUGCUAAAACUCAAUCUGAUGUUGAAUCAACACAAAUCUCACCCUUCAAUAUAUUGAAAGUACCCUGGGACCUUUCAAAUCAGCAGAAGAGGAAAGGCCUCCAUGCAGAAUCAACCAAAACCAGCCUGCUUAGAAGCCAGAUGUCCGCCCUCAAGAGCCCACCUUGCAGUGAGAGAAAGGACUGUCUCUCCAAAUCCAGCAGCUGGACCCUUUCUCUGAGUGACAGAGAGAUGAGCAUCCUGCUGAUGAAUGAGUAUCCAGACGACAGAUCGUCAGAUAGAUGGACUCGAGAAGGAAGCCAAUCCUACGAUGACAACUUUUCAGAGGUGUCCUCAGAGAGCUGGCUUCAGAUCCACGGCCUGGUGGCCAGGAAACUCACCAUCAUGGACGCCUUGUCAGGGACCAUGGUGCCCCACAGCCCCACCUACGUUCCCAUCUUGGACAAGCAUGUCUCCUCCAAGGUCUUUGAUGAGGUAUUUCCUCUGGCACACGUGUGCAACGACACGAAUAAGAUGACACUGAUCAAUCCCCAAGGAGUCAAACUCAAUAUCUACAAGCAGAAAGUGGAGCAGGCCAUUAAAUCCUAUGAAAAGCGCUUGAAUAAAAUCGUAUGGCAAGCAUUAUCUCAAGAGGAAAAACAAAAGUUAGAUGCAAACAAACCAAUACGAUACUUGGAAAACAAGACUGCUUUAAACAAGGCAUUGGAACGGUUGAAUUGGCCCAUUUCAUUGAAAGAACUGUCAAUGCUGGAGAAUGAGAUCCUGGCUGGAAAAAUGUACAUCCAGCAGGCCAUGGAGCUGCAGGGGGCAGCCAAGAAGAGCUGCAUAAGCAAGUCACUGGUUGAGAAACCUCAAGGAAAUCCUACAAAGAAAACCAAACCAAAAAAAGUAGAUCCCCUGAAAGGCCAGAAGGUUAUUGCAAGAUGUGAUGAAAAUGGCUUUUAUUUUCCGGGGAUUGUGAAGAAGUGCUUGAACCCCACCCACGCACUGGUGGGCUUCAAGUAUGGAGACACCAAGGUCGUUCCCACCUCCUUCAUCACUCCCAUCGGAGGCGCCAUGCCCUGCCCGCUGCUGCAGGUUGGAGAUUACGUGUUUGCCAAAAUUGUGAUCCCCAAAGGAUUUGACUUCUAUGUCCCUGCCAUUGUCACAGCACUUCCAAAUCCAGAUUCAAACUCAGAAAAAUUCUACACAGUUUUAAAGUGUAACAACCGUAGAGAAUUCUGCCCUCGGAGUGCACUCAUAAAGAUCAGCCAAAACAAAUAUGCUCUCUCUUGCUCUCAUAUAAUCUCACCCCCACUUCAGGAAAAUCCAAAAGGGAAAGACGCAGAGGUCAGGGAAUCUACCUUCGUACUCUGCCCACUGAAAGAAGCUGACAUGGGGGAUUUAAAAGAGCCCAAACAGGAGAACCCAAGAAGGAAGAAGAAGAAACCUGCUAAGAGGCCGCCUCUGCAGGAGGUGGUGUCUUCAGAUUCGGAUGACUCUUCCCGUGGCACCAGGUCCCAAGAAUCCCAUCCCAAGCCAUACCCCGAGCCCAAGGUGUGGGGAGGGGGACCAACACCACACAUCUCGGCGACACUUUGAAAUCUCGAUUUCAAGAAUAGUGCCUGUGAGGUCAAUUCCAGACUCCAGACAGAGUAGAUCCCACCACAGCAAAAACACUAACCCUUAAAUUAACACUAACAUCCACUUCCCCAGAGAAGGCCCGAGGCCCGAGGCCUAGGACUCAGCCGGCCAUCGCUGCCACAUGUCCACCUCCAGCAGCCCUGCCCUGUCCUCUCCAAGGCACACAGCAGCAAAGGGCUGAGGACCACCACUGAGAAGUCUUAAAAAAAUAGUCUAGUGGCAACUAGGUUUAAGAGAGCCAGGAUUCCUCCAGGCAGCCCAAGCCUCCGCCACUGGACACUAUGAAGCAGCCCCUCACUGAGGUAAGGCCGCCAUCUUCCACCCGAGCCUUCCCUGUGUGUAGCAGAGGCCUAUCGCGCGCCCCUCUCCUUCCCUGACUCCCCCACCUGUUUGAGCGUAUGGGUUCCCACCUUUCCUCACCAUUGUUCAUCCCGGUGUCUUCCCCAUCUUCACAAAACUCUUCUGGAUUUUCUGGUACAUGGUCACACUCAGAAGUUCUGACCUGACAGAUUAUUGUCAUAGGAUUUUCCAACUGUUUAGCAGUCAGUACUUAUCAAUCCAACCCUGCCACCUCGUUUUAAAGUAUCAUUCCCAUCUGAAUUAGGGACUUUGUCACUCAAGGUUGAGGACUGAAAUUAAGACCUGGUAGCUUGUCUGAGAUCAUCGAGACUGACCAUUCUCCGAGUUAUUGUUUUUCCGAACAUUUCUAUUGAGCCCUUCCUAAUUAUUUUUGUCUACAGUCUGUUGUAGGUACCUCUAAUUGAGUGCAGAACGAGAAUAAAAACUCUUACGUUGGAGACAUUUGAAAA
This is a messenger RNA of Marmota monax (woodchuck), 4897 nucleotides long. RefSeq names its product von Willebrand factor A domain containing 3B (gene Vwa3b). The transcript is spliced from 27 exons. NCBI's taxonomy places the organism in Eukaryota, Metazoa, Chordata, Mammalia, Rodentia, Sciuridae. The coding region runs from base 294 to 4046 and encodes 1250 amino acids. The record is from RefSeq and is a predicted model, not a curated record.